Pochonia chlamydosporia 170 is the source of this 1830-nucleotide messenger RNA. RefSeq lists its product as hypothetical. The coding region runs from base 1 to 1830 and encodes 609 amino acids. NCBI's taxonomy places the organism in Eukaryota, Fungi, Ascomycota, Sordariomycetes, Hypocreales, Clavicipitaceae. The transcript has 2 exons. The record is from RefSeq and is a predicted model, not a curated record.
AUGGGGCAACCCGCCGAGGCUGAAGACAAUGGUGACGCCCAUGUUGCGUUGGCCGUUAGAGGCGGCUUAACCAGAGAUGCAUUCAGAAACGACGACGAUGACGACCAACAAGUGCACAUACACGAGUCUGCAGAUGAAGAUUUUAAUUCAUUAAUGGCUUCGUCCAUGGUGGCUACGCUCCUCAACUCCGCCUCUAGUCCCGUCUCUCCGGGUCAAUCCAGUCCUCCCCUUGACCAGACCAAGAAUUCGACCUUUGUUCCACCGGCGAGACCAAGUAGCACGCCGUUCCCUCUUCCCGAUAACCGCAGCACUCGUGUGUGCUGUCUCGACGAGUCUGACUAUGGCACCGACGUUGAAAUGUUCAACGAGUCAUCAUCGUCCGCGAGCGAAGAUGCCAUGACCGAUGCCUCUCGCGCAACGCCCUUUGACGAACUGCCCACUGAGGUCCACGAAGCCAUUUUAGACCACCUCUUUGGCUACUGCAUAUCGCCAACGUCCAGCAGCGCCAUGAGAAUAUCUAGCUUGACUAAAUGCUGGAGUAGCGCUCUGAGACACUGCCGCAGGCGGGAGCUAGCUGAUUUGGCGCUGGUGAAUUCCGUCUGGAGAAUCCUAGUGCAGCAACGACUCUACCGCCACAUCAAGUUAAAAGCUACUGUCGAAUCCAUCGAUAAUGCCAUCGUGCACCUCGCCGACAAACCGCACUUGUCUUGCCACAUCAAGCACGUUGAAGUGUGGUUCCCCGUGUUUCAGCCAACUUUUGGCCCCCUUGCUCUAUCAAAUACGCUGGCGCUUCCGACCGUGACGACUGACGGGCUCACCAAUGCAACUUACACCCUGCCGGCGAAUAACUGCACGUUGGAUGAAGUCUUUCGAUUUGUAUCGCUGGCAUUGCCCUGCGUGCAGGUUUUGUCGUUGGAAGGCGGCGAACGGAGAAAGGCACCCAAGGUGGUGUACUUUCGCCGAAAGGAAGAUGUUCUCUCUGGGCGCGCAUUAGAGCCUGUUCCCACCGUUCGAACUCUUGUAACCCGCGGCCAGUGGAAUUUGAUCAGAGACAGCGGCGAUUUCCACACGAUUCUUAGCGCUCUCCCGAAUCUAAAAGAGUGGCAAGCUUCAUACAGCAAACCCAAGUCUAAAAGCUACAUUACCGUCUCCGAAUUUGUACCAUCACUCCCCAUUCGCGUCACGAAUUUGAGUCUCUGUCUCGAAAACGACUAUCGACGAGAGGGCGUCAUGCCUGCAUUUUACGCCAAGGUAGCGAUGAAGACGCACAUCUGCUCCCGGAUGGCUGAAGUCACGUCUCGGCUGGAGCAUUUUUCGUACACUGGCCGCAUAUGUCAUCGAUUCUUUGACAUGGCCAGCCGACUUGCGAAUCCCAUGACGACAAGGUUGAGGUCGAUUGACUUGACUGUUAAGAAUUGCUGCCGCCAUUCCAGUAGUUACCACGAAUCCGGGUCUGGGAUCCAGGAGUUGGGCUUCAUAGAAGCCUUUGAACGGUUGGUGAUGUCCGCGGUGAGGUCAUUGGAAAAGUUUAAGGAGGUUCAGUACCUCCGGAUUCGCUUCGUUGAUCUAGAUUCCAUCUUGCCGCCACUGAACCCGUACUUCCUUAUGGUAAAAGGGGAGUGUUCGGGCGUCUGGAGCGACGUCAUCGUGGCGGAGAUGGCACGGGUCAGACCGCGAGUCAAUUUCACAGAGCUUUGCGAAAACUUUGGCAACAUUUCGUACAGCAAAGACGGCAGAAUGGUGAUAAUGCCCGAGUAUCCUCGAACGCGAAUAUCGUCGUUGAAGCUUUCCAAUUACCGAUCACUCGCCACACGAAUAACCAUUCAAUGA